AUGAAAAGGUGGAGUACUGAGCUCUUGCAUACUCUCUUGUAUGGUGCAAGAGAAAUUUCUUCAUUGAAUUACGUGGAGUAUGCAGUGCAAAGUGUAAUAAGUAUUUGUAUGGGGUGGCGAGGGCGGCGGUCGAGCAGAUCAAGGGCGCGUUCGGGGGUGGAGGGCGACAGCAGGGGCCGGGAAGCGCGGGGCGGGAUGCUGCGCGGGAGAUCGCGCAGAUCAAUAUCUCGCGUUACCGGGGUGACGCCGCGCCAGACCGAGUGCCUCCCGUACUACAUCCCCCUACCCACUACUCGCUUAUUUAAUACAUGCCGUAUCUGGGAUGCGAGCUUUUUCAUGUUAAAUGACAGGGCAGCG
Molecule: messenger RNA, 357 nt
Organism: Brenthis ino (lesser marbled fritillary)
Lineage: Eukaryota; Metazoa; Arthropoda; Insecta; Lepidoptera; Nymphalidae
Source: the annotation of a GenBank genome assembly